UGCUACGUUUUCAGUGUACUAGCUAGUAUACGACGUUUUUGGAAAUAUUUUUCAACAUUUAUCUAAAUAGAAUGAAGGCCAAGGGAUUUGCAGUUACCCAUCACCUGUAAAGGUAAAGCGUUUAGUUAGCAGGUUACGGACAACUAACAUAGUUAUUUUACUCGCCAUUUUGAUAAGAGCUACGACCCGAAAUUAUUUUAAUAGCAAGUUAGGAGGGCAGUUUUGCCAUCCCUAAUUAUUUUUCAUAACCUUAACCAAAUUGUCCGAACCUGCAACAUUGAAUUUCAUAAACCCGUUGCGUAAUACUUUGUACUAAUCUGCUACGAAAAAGUAACUUCCGGUCGUAACUGUAUCGAAGUGGCGCGAAGAGUGUUUCUCAUGGUUAGAUAACGACAUCUCCAAAUACGAUGUAGGCAUUUGGCCAGGUAAUUUAUAUAGUGGAAAUUACAUUAUCUGUCUAGUUCAUGUGGAGAGGAAUGUCAUCGGGGUGUUUUUGAUUACUUUGUAGAGACAUUGGUCCAAAAUGGAUGUUGACGUUAAACUAGAGGAAGAUGAGAGGGAGAUAUCCCAUACAGUAAUUUGGUCUGAUUCGAUUAAUGCCUGGGUAGAUUACCCAAAUUCAACAUUGUCAGAAAACACAGAAACAGGUUACCAUGUGGGUUUACUGAAAGAGCAUUCACAUGUACCUCCCAUCAGUCCCCAAACAACAAGCCACGGGCAGAUUUUACGUCUUUUUCCUGAAAUGACCGGGACCGGAGCAAGUGAUGGGGAGAACAGGGCUGUCAAAGUGGUUUAUUUCUGUAAAGAUCAAGAUACCAUCGGCACAUCUGAAGGGAAUUCAAUCAAAGAGCAGUCAUGGCAUUUAGCACCGUCCAGUGAUAUUCUGACAGGACAUGCAUCCACUUUCAGUGGUUAUUUUGAAGCUCAAAUCAACCCAACUUCACAGGUUUCUAGGCAAACACAGACCAAUAAUAAAUUGCCCUCUGACAAUGUUAAUAUCCCAAGCCCUAGUACUGCCAUUCAUUCUGUGCUAACCUCACCUGCUCCAGAAAACGACUGUCAUUUAGCUGUAUCUACUAGGCCUAUUCUUCCGGAAUAUUGUGAGCCAUUGAACUUUCCCUCUGAUGAAGAGGAAGACUACAAUGCCAAUUUAAGUCAAAGACGACAAUGGCGGAAAACGUUAGAGGAUAAAUGGAUACGUCAGUGUCGUGGCAGUUACUCAAGACCCAACCUAAGAAAGUUUACGAGAUAUUGGAAAGAUCCAUAUGUCAAGUGCAAGGAGAUCGGUGUAGAUUUCAAUGUUGGAUCUGGAGCGAAACAGAAACUGAAUUUGCAUUUACUGACAGUUGGUGUAAUGCUUGAGGUGUCAGAAUAUGCUAGAAUCAUUAAUAGAUCUCGCCCUCAUGUUAUCUUUGAUAUUCUAGAUUACAACUUUGUUCUUGGUGUACAAAAUGAACAACAAUAUGACUUUUCACACAGGGUAGAAAAGAAAUUAAAAGAAAUGCUGAAGAUGCAUUCUAAGAGAACACCUGAGUGGUUAACAGAAGUCUUUGACCUUCCUGAUCCAAAGACAGUUACAGUUUUGGAAUACUCCCUUAAAUGGGCACAGUUCUAUUUGCAAAACAGCUUGUCAAAUCCUACACCUUUUGACGUUUGCAUAAAGGAGGAGCCUGUUGUGGGCCUGAUCUCUCCUCUGCAUGUGAAGACUGAGAGCUUCUCCACUGAGACAGAUGUGACACGGUGUGCUGAUGAGACGGCAAUCCUUGGCCCUGAAAAUGGACGUAAUGAUACCUGCACAAGGUAUGAGCCUUAUAUGGGCAUCGUCUGUCCUCAACAUGUCCAGACGGAAACCUUCCCAACUCAGACAGAUAUAAAAAUGGAUCAAUCCUUCAUGAUGCCUACUGUAGAAGAAGCAUUGAGGGAACUCUACCCGAUCUGUAAGGGAAAAGGACUUGACCUUGUUGUGAAAUCAAAAUAUGGGAAAAAUAAGAAACUUGACUUGCAUCUAUUGACCAGAGAUGUAAUGUUUGAAUUGGCUGAUUUUGCCUCACAAGUGUGUGGAAAUCGGAAGCAGGUUGUGUGUGAGUUUCUCGAGCAUAAUUUUGAUUUGGAUUUAAAAAGUGGGAAAACUGAGCUGGCCGAAGAUAUUAUGAGAAGGUUAAGAGCAGUUUUACGGCGCAAGACAGGUAAAAAACGUACAUGGAGAUUGGGACUUGAAAAUGAAGCUUUCUUAAAGAAGUCACGCAAACGAAAGAACCCUGCGGAGAUGUCCACUAACCAGAAGGUCACUACAGCAUCACUUGAGCCGAAAUACCAAAUGAAAGAAGUAUCGAAAAGGAGGAGAUUGAAUUUAAUGAGGAAGAAGAAAGACAUGGACAUGUUAGUAACCAAGGAGACCGAGGGAGGCCAUUUCUCUGAAGUAGUACAAAUAGAACCUCGUCUUGUCAAAAUAGAGAGAAUCUCUGAUGAGACUGACCUUGCACUUUGUACUGACGAAACAAAGCAAAUUGACGUUAGCAACUUGGACCAAUCAAAUGUGACGUCUCACACCAUAAAUAUGGUGAAAACCAUAGCGUGCUACCCACUCUGUGAGGAAAUAGGUGUGGACCUAGAUGUCACAUCCAAACCAUCUAAACAGAAACUGGAAUUGAAUUUACUGACAAACGGUGUCAUAUUUGAGGUGCAUAAAUAUGCAGGGGUAAAAUCCCAUCAUAAAAAAAAAAAAAGUGGGCGCAUUCUCAUUGAUAUUCUAAAAUACAAUUUUGAUUUUAGUUUGCAAAAUCAGAGACGUGAUCUAUUUCCACUGCAUAUUUGCUGUAAAGUGAAACAAAUGGUUCAGAAACACAAAUCUGAGCUUGUGAGAAAAAGAGAAAUCUCAAAAGAGGUGUUCAUAAUACCGAGUGUGCUUAAAAGCCAAGCAAAAACAACUGCGCUUUCAGAUGAUUUUCCUGACAAAAAUAUGGAACAAAACGCAAGGCUGGUUUAUCCUCAUCAUGGUAAAGACACUAUCUCCGUGGAGACAGCUGAAACAGUCUCCAGUGAUGAAGCAGCGAUGCUUGACCGGGAUAAUGGACCUGCUGAGAUCUGCAUAAAGGAGGAGGAGGAGUCAGAAUCUUCACUCUGAGGUCAAACUGGUUUAUUUCUGAAAAAGACCCAAGAUACCGUCAGAACAUCUGAAGAGCAUUUGAUCAAAGAUGGAUCAUGGCAUGGAUCAACACCCAGUAAUAUUCUGACUGGAAAUGUAUUCAGCCUUCCACAGUCACCACUACCAGCUGCAGAAAGUGGUCCUUUCGGAAGUAAAACCGAGCCAACUUCACAGAUCUAACCAGACGGUCCAAUGCAGAAUCACUCGAGACAAAAUACCAUAAACUUGACAGAAGUAACCAGGGGAAAAAGGGGUUUAAUGAGGAUAAAUACAUGUUUAUAGCCAAGAAGGAAAAGAAAGUUGUCAGACAAGUAGAACCUCAUUGAGAUGAGAUGGAUCUGCCAGGGAAAAGAAAAGCGCUUCCUUUACUUCCUGACUGAGAUCUCAGGGGGGGGGGGUACAAGAUGGAAAGAAAAGUCUGAUCUGCUCGCUGUGAAACGCCAGUUUAUCAUUUGCCUGAAAAAAAAGUGAGAAAAAGAUUGAUAUUGUUGGACAGGAUGGAGUUUCAGUCUGGACAGGAUGGAGUUUUAGUCUGGACAGGAUGGAGUUUUAGUCUGGACAGGAUGGAGUUUUAGUCUGGACAGGAUGGAGUUUUAGUCUGGACAGGGUGUAGUUUUAGUCUGGACAGGAUGGAGCUUCAGUCUGGACAGGAUGGAGCUUCAGUCUGGACAGGAUGGAGCUUCAGUCUGGACAGGAUGGAGCUUCAGUCUGGACAGGAUGGAGCUUCAGUCUGGACAGGAUGGAGCUUCAGUCUGGACAGGAUGUAGCCUAACUGGAAAAACAGAAAUUGGUACACAAGAAGGAGGAGCACUAGUAUUUUUAGGAUUAAGUGAAAAUAGGGAGACAAUGUAUUUGCAUUAAGGGUUUAGUCUUUGAAUCGUGGAUUUGUGCAGAUUCCCUUGGCCUUCCUUCCUGUUUAACCUCUGAUGUCUGGUCUUGCUGUAGAGACUGAAUACAGCAGGAUUAUUGCCAGACUUUUAUUUGUUUUCUUUCUUUCUUUUACGACGUAUUCAUUGACGAAACGAACUCCACUACAAAUACAAGCCUCUAUAGAAGAACCUCUGAUCCUUUUUUUUGUCAGAAAUAAAAAGACAAAGAUGUUUUAUUUUCUAAGAGUAUGUAGUAGUAGCAUUAGUGAAAUAACCUACUAUGAUGGAUCAUAUUUUUUCUUUUUUUAUCAGUGGGCUAUUUUUUUAUUUAUUUUUUCCUUUUUUUGUGGAAAGAUUCAGAGACUGUAUCCAGACCUGCCUUACUGUUACCAAUAUAUUCCAUUUUUUUGUGGAAAGAUUUAGAGACUGUAUCCAGACCUGCCUUACUGUUACCAAUAUGUUCCUUUUUUGAACAGGGAGUUAUUCUACCGUAAACUAAGAUUAUUUUCACAUAUUUUUUUUUUUUUUUAAGGAUACUUCCACUGACAUUCUUAGAGCUGUCAUUUUAUUGCGAGGAACUGCAGUUCGAUCGGAAUAGUUUUUCUGUUUUCGUCCUCUGUUUUGUGAGUGACCCUCUCACUCAGUCAACUCGUCUCAGUGCACAAGUCUCCCCUUCUCCAGACACCGCGUAUGAAUCAGAAUCCGUAGCUCGUUGUGACACGUGAGCCUCUGGAUGAAAAGCAGAGUAUCUCUAAAGCAGCGUGGUCCUAUCAGCCCCUCAUGUUGGACUAAACACUUUCAACUCUACACAAGUGAAAACCCCAAAUCCCUAAAGAUCCUCUAUUUGCCAUACUAGAGGGACAUGAAGUCUGACUCCAUCCUCAACAUGUGGACCUGCCCUGAGGAUGUUGGACACCACUGUUACACCUUCAGCCUUCGUUGAUUUCCUGUCAGACUGGUUGUUUUUCAACUCCAUUCCACGGACGGACUGACCUGAACUUUUACCAGAACAGGAACACAAUGUUCAUCAGACUCCCUCCUCACCAGUGGACUGACUACUCAGACUGGUUGUCUUUGAACUCAAGAGGAUCACAAUGUUCAUCAGACUCCCUCCUCACCAGUGGACUGACUACUCAGACUGGUUGUCUUUGAACUCAAGAGGAUCACAAUGUUCAACAGACUCCCUCCUCACCAGUGGACUGACUACUCAGACUGGUUGUCUUUGAACUCAACAGGAACACAAUGUUCAACAGACUCCCUCCUCACCAGUGGACUGACUACUCAGACUGGUCGUCUUUGAACUCAAGAGGAUCACAAUGUUCAUCAGACUCCCUCCUCACCAGUGGACUGACUACUCAGACUGGUCGUCUUUGAACUCAAGAGGAUCACAAUGUUCAACAGACUCUACUCAGACUGGUUGUCUUUGAACUCAAGAGGAUCACAAUGUUCAUCAGACUCCCUCCUCACCAGUGGACUGACUACUCAGACUGGUCGUCUUUGAACUUAAGAGGAUCACAAUGUUCAACAGACUCCCUCCUCACCAGUGGACUGACUACUCAGACUGGUUGUCUUUGAACUCAAGAGGAUCACAAUGUUCAACAGACUCCCUCCUCACCAGUGGACUGACCACUCAGACUGGUCGUCUUUGAACUCAAGAGGAACAUAAUGUUCAUCAGACUCCCUCCUCACCAGUGGACUGACUACUCAGACUGGUCGUCUUUGAACUCAAGAGGAUCACAAUGUUCAACAGACUCCCUCCUCACCAGUGGACUGACUACUCAGACUGGUUGUCUUUGAACUCAAGAGGAUCACAAUGUUCAACAGACUCCCUCCUCACCAGUGGACUGACUACUCAGACUGGUCGUCUUUGAACUCAAGAGGAUCACAAUGUUCAACAGACUCUCUCCUCACCAGUGGACUGACUACUCAGACUGGUUGUCUUUGAACUCAACAGGAUCACAAUGUUCAACAGACUCCCUCCUCACCAGUGGACUGACUACUCAGACUGGUUGUGAGGUCACAGGAAAUAGAGUCACGUUUUGGAAAUUCAAUGGUCAUUAAAAAAUAAAAUCUGCAUUUACACUGUU
This is a messenger RNA of Oncorhynchus keta (chum salmon), 6101 nucleotides long. RefSeq lists its product as uncharacterized. Lineage: Eukaryota; Metazoa; Chordata; Actinopteri; Salmoniformes; Salmonidae. The transcript is spliced from 3 exons. The coding region runs from base 524 to 3124 and encodes 866 amino acids. The record is from RefSeq and is a predicted model, not a curated record.